CUAAUUAAUAGCCGAAACAGUCUCAUUAUAAUGAGCAGAUGAAUUCAUGGUGUCACCUACCAAACCCUAACUAGCCAAGGCUUCCUUUGAGAGAGAGAGGGAGAGAGAUAUCAGCAAUGGAUGGUAUGCAUGGCAUGGGUGGUAUGUCACCAUCACCAUCAUCCACGAAUGGCACAUCCGGGAUGAUUCGCCACAAGAUGAUGAUGCACAUGACCUUCUUCUGGGGCACGAACGCCGAGGUACUCUUCUCCCACUGGCCCGGCAAGAGCACCGGCAUGUACGUAUUAGCCUUGUUCUUCAUCUUCGCGCUCUCUUUUCUGGUUGAGUUUCUCUCUCAUUGCCGCUUGGUCGGACCUGGCUCGUCCGACGUGGCCGCCGGUCUCCUCCAAACAUUCUUGUUUGCCGUGAGGAUCGGGCUGGCCUACAUGGUUAUGUUGGCUGUCAUGUCUUUCAACGGUGGGGUGUUUUUGGCCGCCGUCGCCGGCCACACUUUGGGGUUUUUCAUUUUUGGUAGCAGGGUUUUCAAGAAACAAGAGGCGGUGAAAGAAUCUGAUCUUCCUCCUCUGACUUGUUGUUGAGGGAGGGAAGUGGAGUACUUAUGAUUCUUGGGUUUAACUAGCUUUUAAUUUUUAAUUUUUUUUUUCUUAAUUGUUUUCCCUUUGUUGUUUUGAAGAAUAUUAAUAAAUAUUAAGAAUUAAUUC
Messenger RNA from Corylus avellana, 701 nucleotides. Its product is annotated as copper transporter 6-like. Gene Ontology annotation, molecular function: copper ion transmembrane transporter activity. Gene Ontology annotation, biological process: copper ion transmembrane transport. Lineage: Eukaryota; Viridiplantae; Streptophyta; Magnoliopsida; Fagales; Betulaceae. Gene Ontology annotation, cellular component: plasma membrane. The record is from RefSeq and is a predicted model, not a curated record.